UAAAGUCCAUGGAGUCUCUAGAAAGUCCAAGCAGGAAGUGCAGGAAGUCCGUGGAGACUUCAGGAAGUCCAGGUGGAAGGUUCCAGGAAGUCUGUGGAGACUCAGAAAGUCCAGCUUUCACCUGCCCUCCCAACAGCACCUACAGCACCUGUGGCCCACCUGCCCCCCCACCUGCAACAUCCCGGCUGUGCCGUCCAGCUGUGCUGCCAGCACCACCUGCGUGGACUCCUGUGUGUGCCACGAGGGCCUUGUCCUGGAUGCCAACAUCUGCAUCCCCCCCUCCGACUGUGGUUGCGUUUCGGGGGUCUCUUCCAUGGCCUAGGAGAGGAGUUCUGGGGUGAUCCCACCUGCACACAGCGCUGCGUGUGCGAUGCGGGCAGCGUCAGGCAGUGUGCCGGAAUUCCAGCUGCAGUGAGAGGAGGAGUGUCGGGUGCAGGAGGGAAUCCAGGAUUGUUAUCCCAAAGUUUUUGGGGUCUGCAGCGCUGUUGGAGCCACCCACUAUGAAACCUUUGACAGCAGGAGGUUCAUCUUCCAGGGGACAUGUGUCUACCUGUUCGUUGGGUUGUGUGAAGACAACCCAAAUUUGGUGGGGUUCCAGGUGUUGGUGCAGAAUGGCCGCCAGGGCGACGGGCACCUGUUGGCCAUUGCCGUGGUGACAGUCAAAGUCUACAACAAAACCAUUGGCAUCAGCAGGGAACAGCCUGGGAAAAUCAUGAUCGAUGAGCGGUUGGUCAACCUCCCAUAUCUCCAUGGUGACAAGCAGAUUGUUGUCUAUCGCCACGGGCAGGACGCAGUGGUAGAGACCAACUUUGGCCUUGUUGUUACCUAUGACUGGCGUGGCCAUGUCACCGUGACAGUGCCCGGCGCCUUCGCCAACGCCCUGUGUGGGCUCUGUGGGAACUUCAACGGCGCUGCCAGCGACGACAUGAGGAUGAGCAACAGCAACAUGGCAUCAGACCCGGAUGCCUUUGGGAGCAGCUGGAAGGUGCCGAUAUCCUGGGAUGCACUGAGAGAUCGAUGGUGGAAUGUUCCAGUGCCGCCACGGCGCCACGGCUGCAACAGGAGGUGUCCAGGAUGGGGUGUGAGAUUAUGUUGGAAAAGGAUGGACCCUUUGGAGCAUGUCAUGGCCACGUGGACGCCCAGCCGUACUUCCAGAGCUGCAUCCGGGACUCCUGCCUCUUCCCAGAGCAGGAAGAUGGGAUGUGUCCGAUCAUUGCCAGCUAUGCCAGCGUGUGCCAGGCUGCCGGCGUGUCCAUUGGGAGGUGGAGGAUGGAUAAUUUCUGCUCAGAUAUUCCCUGCCCUCCUAACAGCUCCUACAAGCUCUGCUCUAACACCUGCCAGCACAGCUGCGGUGCCAGCUCUGCCACAUGCCGAGGGCGGUGCCGCGAGGGCUGCGCAUGCCAUGAUGGCUUCAUGCUCAGCGGGGAUGAGUGUGUGCCCACAGCUCACUGCGGCUGCACCCACCACGGCGUGUACUACAAGGAGGAUGAGACCUUCUACCCCACAGAGCAUGAAGAGUGCCGGUGCCUCUCCAGCAGUGCUGUGGAAUGCCAAAAUAUUUCCUGUCCUGAUGGCAACCCUGGGAAGGUCGUUGAUGGCAUCUUCCAGUGUCCCCCGCCAGCAUCUGGCACCUGCGUGGCCAUGGGAGACAGUGCCUAUAUCACCUUCGACGGGGUGACCUUCAAUGUCACCGGGUCCUGCUCCUACAUCCUCAGCCAGACCUGCGCGGGUGACGUGACAUCGUUUGUGGUCACAAUUCAGAAGGAGGCCCAUAGGAAGGGGAAGGUUUCCGGGAUCCAAGCGUUGUCUGUGGAAGUCUAUGGGGUCAACUUGACCUUAACCCAAGGAAAAGGGGGAGAUGUCAUGGUGAAUUCAAUCUCUCACCAUCUCCCAGCCAUCCUGGGUGAGGGGCAAAUCCAGGUGUAUCCCCAUGGGACAGGGGUCCUGCUCCGCACUGACUUCGGCCUCAUCGUCCACUACGACCUAACCCAGCACGUGACACUCACGGUCCCCCAGACCUACCUGGGCCAGCUGUGUGGCCUUUGUGGCAACUACAACGGGCAACGUGACGAUGAUUUCCACCUCUCCAACGGCCAACUGGCUCUGGAUGCAACAGCCUUUGGAUCCGCAUGGAAAACCAAGGAUAGGCCUUGUGAAGACACCUAUCCUGCUGAGGAGUGUUCCACCUGCUCCAAGGAGAAGGUGCUGGUCCUCCAAAAACCCAACUACUGCGGCCUCCUCACGGCCCCUGAGGGGCCCUUUGGCUCCUGCCACAGCAUCAUUGACCCCACCCCAUAUUCCCAAUCCUGUGUCCAUAACUCUGUGUACCCCUGCAAGUCCCUGAAGUGCCGCCAAGGAGCGGUGCCGGCCCCGUGGCUCCGAAUCCCGCUGUGUCCCAGCGCUGGUGGCCACGUGCUGGGCAUGGGGGGAUCCCACUUCCGUACCUUUGACGGGCUAGAAUUCGACUUCCAAGGAACCUGCACCUACACCAUGGCCGAAUCCCAUGGGAAUGACCCCAGGCUGGAGCCCUUUAGGGUGGAGGCCAGGAGUGACAUCCGGGGCGGGAUCAGAUCCGUGUCCUAUGUCUCCGUCGUCAACAUCGACGUCUAUGGACAACGCGUGUCCUUCCACCAUAACGAGGACGGGAAAGUCCGGGUGAACGGGGAGCUGGCCCUGCUCCCAGUGUUCCUGGUGGAUGGGAGGCUCCGUGUCCAUCCCAGCGGGCUCCGCGUCACCCUGGACACAGAUUUUGGGCUCCGUGUCUCCUACGACUGGAACUGGCAUCUCUUCAUCGACCUCCCCAGCAGCUUCUUCGACCACGUCCGUGGCCUCUGUGGGAACUUCAACCUGCAGCCCCUGGACGACAUCCCGAGGCUGAGUUCUUUGGCAGCUGCCUGGCCGAGCUGUGCCGGAGAGCGCGGAGCGAGGCAAGUCCUGUGCCGGGUGCUGGAGACUUACGCGGCCACGUGCCAGAGGAGUGGGGCGACCGUGGGCGACUGGAGGACACCAGCAGGAUGCCCCGUGUGGCACCGCCUGCCCAGCCACCUGCUCGACCCGGAUGCUCCUUCCUCGUGUGCCCUGCCGUGCGUGGAGUCCUGUGUGUGUGACCGCGACCACGUGCUGAGCGCCGGGCACUGUGUUCCUGUGUCCCACUGCGGCUGCCACCGCGCCGGGCGCUACCACCGCCCGGUGAGGAGUUCUGGGGGGGACCCCUUGUGCCGCUCCUGGUGCCGCUGUGACCCAGAGCUGGGCAUGGUUGUGUGUGAGGAGGCCAGGUGUAAGUCAGGUGAGGUGUGUGCCGUGGUGGAGGGCUUCAGGAAGUGCGUGGCCACCAACCGCUCCAUCUGCGUGGCCACGGGGGACCCCCACUACACUUUUGAUGGGCACCGCUACGACUUCAUGGGCACCUGUGUGUACCUGCUGGCCGGGCUGUGCUCCCCUGACCCACCCUCGUCCUUCAAUGUCACCGUGGAGAAUAACCACCGUGGGAACAAGCGGGUGUCCUUCACCAAGGUGGUCAUGGAGGUGUUCAAUGUGAGCCUCAGCCUCAGCCAGGAGCACCCCAAGAAGGUCAAGCUCCGGGUGUCCCUGCGGGGUGUCCACGGCUUCAUCAGCACGGCCUUUGGCGUCACCGUCACCUUCGACUGGCACAGCUACGCCCGCGUGAUCCUGCCCAGUACCUUUGCCGGCGCCGUCUGCGGCCUCUGCGGCAACGCCAAUGGAGACCCCACGACGACUUUGUCACCCACCAGGGCCACCCUGCCCACAAUGAGACCCACUUUGGGGAAACUGGAAGGUCUCCGAGGUCCCUGGGUGCUCCCCAGGGUGCACCGAGGGCUGCCAGGGGUGCAGCAACACCAACGCCGCACCUACCGCGGGGACAAGCACUGUGGGGUCCUGGUGAAGAAACGGGGACCCUUGGCCACGUGCCACGAGGUCAUUGACCCCGCCCCAUUCCUGGAGGACUGUCUGUUUGACGCGUGUCUCUUCGACGGCCACCACGACGCCGUGUGCCAGGCCGUGGGCGCCUACGUCAGCGCGUGUCAGAGCCGCGGCGUGGCCGUGGGGCCCUGGCGCACACACGCAUUCUGCAGUAUGGGGCCUGUGUGCCCCCCGAACGAGCACUACGAGCUGUGUGGCCCCCCCUGCCCCCCGACCUGCCAGGACGAGUCCGGCCCGCCGUCCUGCCCCGAGCCCUCCCCGUGCUCCGAGGGUGUUUCUGCGAUCCCGUGCGGCUGCACUCUGGAGGGUCGUUAUUACCCCCGGGGGGCGCAGUUCUACCCCUCCCCGUCCUGCACCCAGCGCUGCGUGUGCUCCAGGGGGGGCACGUGGAGUGUGGACGGCGAGCGCCACGUGCUCCCCCUGUGGCUUGGGGGGGGCUCCCUGGGGGUCACCCAGGUGGGGUCCCACCGGCUGCUCCACGUGCGGGGGGGGCCCAAAAUCCUGUACGACGGCGAUUCCUACGCGGUGCUGACACUGCCUCCCGCGCAACAACCCCCACGCGGGCUCUGCGGAGACCCCAAAAUUUUGGGGACGCCCCCCGAACUGCACACACCGGACCCUGCGGGGACCCCCCGUGCCCCCCGGGGCGCUGCGCGGUGCUGGCGGACCCCGCGGGGCCCUUCGGGGGGUGUCACCGCGCGGUGCCCCCGGGCGCACCUGGACACGUGCGAGUCCAGGUGUGCGCGGGGGGGGGCGGAGGGGGCGAUCCCUGCCCGCAUUCAGGGAUACGCGGCCGCGUGUCAGGCGGCGGGGGGGGAACCGAGAGUGGCGCGAGGAGACGGGAUGUCCCCUGCUGUGCCCCCCCGCUCCCAGUACCAGCUCUGUGCCCGCACUGUGCCCGCACCUGCGCAGGUGUGUCGGCCCACCCCCCUGCAGCGGGCGGUGCUUCGAGGGCUGUCAGUGCUCUGA
Messenger RNA from Chiroxiphia lanceolata (lance-tailed manakin), 4911 nucleotides. RefSeq names its product IgGFc-binding protein-like. NCBI's taxonomy places the organism in Eukaryota, Metazoa, Chordata, Aves, Passeriformes, Pipridae. The record is from RefSeq and is a predicted model, not a curated record.